Messenger RNA from Betta splendens (Siamese fighting fish), 3389 nucleotides. RefSeq names its product wingless-type MMTV integration site family, member 3A (gene wnt3a). The record is from RefSeq and is a predicted model, not a curated record. Lineage: Eukaryota; Metazoa; Chordata; Actinopteri; Anabantiformes; Osphronemidae. Gene Ontology annotation, cellular component: extracellular region. Gene Ontology annotation, molecular function: cytokine activity; frizzled binding. The coding region runs from base 668 to 1747 and encodes 359 amino acids. The transcript is spliced from 4 exons. Gene Ontology annotation, biological process: cell fate commitment; neuron differentiation; multicellular organism development.
AUAAGCGCUGUUUAAUUUAGUGAAUUUUAGGUUUCAAUUCAUUGAGAAUCCAUCAGCCCUUAAAGGACAAAUCUUUUAACCUCUAAUUUUACAUUCAUGGCAGCCGGGCACAAAUGAAGGGCUGCAGACCUUAAUAAUGGUCUGAAGCAAUUCACACAUAUUUAUUUCUGCAUUUUAGAAGCUUCAAGCCAGGGAGUGAAAUCCGGACAGGUUGUUAUAGCUACGCAAUCCACAGGGGUUCCGAUGUCUAUUUAAAACCCCUCGGACCCUCCCUCUCUCCUUUAAACAACAUUAUAUAUCACACACACUGCAUGCUAAUGCGACCAAUUCUCAAUGAGCAGUAAAACUCAUCCUAAAAUUAGCCCAUUCUGGUGUCUGAGUUCCAACUGCCUGACUAGGCAGCGGAGGAACAUAUCAUCAGUAUUCCCCCUUUGGCAAUACCUGCUGAUUGGGUCCUAAAAAGCGAGCAGCUUUUAACCUUUAAUAUUUGGCUCCAGAGCUCUGCCACGACGUUACGCGAAAGGCAGCGUCUCCUUCAGAUUCCGCGGAGGAUAAAAAAAAAUUAAAAAAUCACCGCACAUUCGAUUUUUUUUUAAUUAUUUAUUUUUUUUCGCUCAGUUCGAAGCUCGGCGCGCGUACGAGCGUGCGCGUAGGAAUCCCGCUGGAGAUGUUUUGCGAAACUUUGAGGAUGAUACACCUUGGAUGUUUCCUGUUGCUCUGUGGGCUCACGCAUGUCAUGGCAAGUUAUCCCAUCUGGUGGUCGCUAGCGGUGGGCCACCAGUACACCUCACUGGGAACGCAGCCCAUUCUGUGCGGCAGCAUCCCGGGCCUGGUGCCCAAGCAGCUGCGUUUCUGCCGGAACUACGUGGAAAUCAUGCCCAGCGUGGCCGAGGGCGUGAAGAUCGGCAUCCAGGAGUGCCAGCACCAGUUCAGGGGCCGGCGCUGGAACUGCACCACCGUCAACGACAACCUGGCCAUAUUCGGGCCCGUGUUGGAUAAAGCCACUCGGGAGUCCGCCUUCGUUCACGCCAUCGCCUCCGCCGGAGUGGCCUUCGCGGUGACCCGCGCAUGCGCCGAGGGCUCGGCCACCAUCUGCGGGUGCGACACGCGCCACAAGGGCCCCCCGGGCGAGGGCUGGAAGUGGGGCGGCUGCAGCGAGGACGUGGACUUCGGCAGCAUGGUGUCGCGGGAGUUCGCCGACGCCCGAGAGAACCGCCCGGACGCGCGCUCGGCCAUGAACCGCCACAACAACGAGGCCGGAAGGACGUCCCUCAACGACAACAUGUUCCUGAAGUGUAAGUGCCACGGGCUUUCGGGGAGCUGCGAGGUGAAGACCUGCUGGUGGUCUCAGCCCGACUUCCGAGCGAUCGGUGACUACAUGAAGGAUAAAUACGACAGCGCGUCGGAGAUGGUGGUGGAGAAGCACAAGGAGUCGCGCGGGUGGGUGGAGACCCUCAGGCCCAAGUACAACUACUUCAAACCCCCCACCGACCGCGACCUGGUCUACUACGAGAGCUCGCCCAACUUCUGCGACCCCAAUCCGCUGACCGGCUCCUUCGGGACGCGCGACCGCGUGUGCAACCUGACGUCGCACGGCAUCGAUGGCUGCGACCUGCUGUGCUGCGGACGGGGACACAACACUCGGACCGAGAAGCGAAAGGAGAAGUGCCACUGCAUCUUCCACUGGUGCUGCUACGUCAGCUGCCAGGAGUGCGUGAGGGUCUACGACGUGCACACCUGCAAGUAGCGCCCGGGGGUUUCGCCAAAAUCAAAAACUGAGACGGGGGGGAGGAGCCCAACCAUGGAGCCAACAAUGGCCUUGAGCUGAUGCCUUAAAGAACCAGAGCCCGAUUUGACCAUUCAAUCAGAGCUGUGCUAGUGAUGCUCUCUGUGAACCCUCUGAUCACCAUAUUGGUGAUUUGUCUUUCCACGUUCUACUUUGGUGGCGAUUAGCUCAGAGCUGCAAGUGUUUUCAAGUGUCAAGUGGCUUCUCAGACUCUUCGGCAUCAUCAUCCACGCAUCACUACACGACCGGACACUGGACAGCAAGCAUUCUCUCACUCAGCGUUAUUAGUAUGUGUGUGUACGCCUUCAGACUAACAUAGUUGUACGCGUGGGUAUUUGUUGUGUAGCGUUGAUACGUUCCUGACAUUUAGGUAAGAAUGCACUUGCACCUGAGUGAAUGUAGCUAUCGUUCUGUAAUGUGUUUACAUAUUCACACAUACUUAAGCUAACAAAUUAAUAUGUGCUUUGAAUGACUAAUUGUUUCUAAGAGUAGACAUGAGCCACAUCCACCGAACGCCGGCGAAAGGUUGACGCACGCUUCCUGACACACGCUGGGAGCUUCCUCUCGAGAGCAACCGCACAGCGAGUUACGACCAAAGACGAGAAACGAGUGUCCCGUUCCAGACAUGUGAAGCUUAUUCCUCUUGGUUUUAUCAGUAUUAUCUCAUGGGACUAAAAAAAGAAUCUGCUCUGUUUAUUGCAACAUAACUUACAGCUGUAGAAAAGCAAAAAAAAUGAAAACAAAAAGACCAAAACCUGAGCAUGUGAUGAUUCUCAGUUGUGGCUUAUUGUUCCCCAAACUAAACAACAAGCAGCAUCACUGAAUCCAUCAACACUUCCCUUAUUUUAAUGCUGCUAAGUGAAGAUUACCGUAUGUGUGUGUGUGUUUCGGUCUUUACAUACAGCGUCCUUGUCUGGCUUUUAUGUACUGUACAAUUUUGAUUCUUUCUGUGAAAGAAAUAUAUUAUCAUGUAUAGUUUGGAAAAAAUGUGAAGUUUGGACUAAUUCCUACGUACAAUAACUCCCAUUUAACCAAAUAGACCAACAUAGAGUUUGCUAUUUUUGUAGUUGUUUAUGGAUUGUGUAGUCAAGCUAAACAUCAGGGCAAAAGCUGAGUCACGUGGGUUUCCUUUCAUUUGAGAAGCGCAACCCAGUAUUUAUUUAUUUGGAAAAUAGAAAACAACUGAUAGACAAAACAUAAUGUUUAUUAAAAUUUCUUUCCCCAUAGCCUCAAUUAUUGUUCACAGCCGAUGGGAUUUUAUAUUUUAGGCAUGUUUAGUUCCCAGAUUCUACUCAGACUUGCCUGUCCAUGAUUUCUGAAAAGAUUAAUAAUCAGCCAUAAUCACUUGUAAUAAACUACACAGCAGCAGUUCCUGCCUGCUACCGUGCGUUCAUAGCCGUACAGCUUAGUGACCUAAAGUGACUUGUUAAUUGUAUGGACAAUUUUCUUACGUUCUAAUUUUUUUUCUUAAGUCUUUAAAUCCAAAGUUUUGUACAAACUAUUUGCUUUUCUUAUGGAUUUCUAAAAUUUGUUGUUUUUUUAUAAUUAUUUAUUUCAUGCUAUGUAAAUACUAGUAAGUAAAAUAUAUAUAUUUGCAGAAAUA